This is a messenger RNA of Scleropages formosus (Asian bonytongue), 1244 nucleotides long. Its product is annotated as UPF0538 protein C2orf76 homolog. The transcript is spliced from 5 exons. The coding region runs from base 225 to 605 and encodes 126 amino acids. NCBI's taxonomy places the organism in Eukaryota, Metazoa, Chordata, Actinopteri, Osteoglossiformes, Osteoglossidae. The record is from RefSeq and is a predicted model, not a curated record.
UCCUGGCGCGGUUUGAAAACACGGAGCGGAGGGCUGCUGAGGAGUGACGUCACAGAAGCUCCUUGCAGCGCAGUAAUGUUGUACGUUCUGGACUCAUUUUAGCUAGAGCUUCGAAGAGCUGCGCUUCCCGCUUGUACAGGUAUAAGACGUGGCCCCAGCUGUGGUCCGGUUUGAUAUAAACACGCGCGGAAAGAUUUGUACGUGAGACGGGAGGUCGCGUCAUCAUGGCGGGAGAAGGAGCUGUGCUGACCGUGCGCCUUGUUCGGUCCUUCGAGCACCGCAACUUCAGACCGCUGGUUUUCCGAGGCGUGGACCUCAACCAGACCGCGGAGCAGUUCGCCGCACACGUUAGGAGCAUGCUGCCCGCCAAACGGGAGCUUCCGCCACCAUUCAGGAGCUUCGCGUACGAUACGAUGAAGAUAAUCCACCAGGCACAUGGUGCCAAGACCAAUGAAUUAGUGAUGAGUCUGGAAGAUGAUGACAGGCUGAUUCUGAAGGAAGGUGUGAGCCUGAAGGCAGCGGGAGUUGCAAAUGAAACGGAGCUGGCAUUCUUCCGCAAAGAGGAUUAUGAAGCCUUUAAAGCAAACCCUAAAACAGUGUGGUGAGAGCUAGACUUGGACCUGCAACCUUCAAAGUUCAGCCAGAGAGAAAUUCUCAGCCCAAGUUCGAGGUCACAAAUGGCCUUGACUCUUUUGAGGUGGACUCGGGUAUCUAGUCAGGGGAUUGCUGCUUGUGGUGAUUCUUGUUUCAUACCAAACAUGAGUGAGAACCAUGUUCAAUCAUUUGAAUAUUUAUUAAAAUUCUCUGACCCUGAAAACUUUGUAGAAAGAACCCAAGGUGAGUGUGGAUAAUGACACUUCAGCACAAGCACUGAGACAAAUGUUGAAGCAUCUACCUGAAAAGUACAUGAAAUAAGGUGAUAUUUCCACCAGUCUUUUUCUAUGCACUGAACUUAUAAGAUGUCUUUGGCUUAUAGUAGCAAAUGGGAUUAUUUCACAUCUACCUGUACCUUCAGAGUGCCAUGUACAGAAUGUCAUCUUUAUGGUUUAAUAAAAUUUUCACAUGUAUCCAUUUAGCAGAUGCUUUUCUCAGAAGUGACAUGACAUAUGUCUCAGAACAAUACAAAAAAUGCAUAACAUCAACAGCAGGAGGCAUUUAAAUGCCGCAAUGUGAUAAUACAUCACGCACCACCAUAUGAACUAGUAGCUGCAUAUAGGCUUUACAUUACUAAACAACUUAUUAAA